This is a messenger RNA of Amphiprion ocellaris (clown anemonefish), 4509 nucleotides long. It is a transcript of the gene mau2, whose product is annotated as MAU2 sister chromatid cohesion factor. Gene Ontology annotation, cellular component: chromatin; SMC loading complex. The transcript is spliced from 19 exons. The record is from RefSeq and is a predicted model, not a curated record. The coding region runs from base 167 to 1966 and encodes 599 amino acids. Gene Ontology annotation, molecular function: double-stranded DNA binding; protein binding. NCBI's taxonomy places the organism in Eukaryota, Metazoa, Chordata, Actinopteri, Pomacentridae. Gene Ontology annotation, biological process: maintenance of mitotic sister chromatid cohesion; mitotic sister chromatid cohesion.
ACUACGCAUGCGCAACACCCGCUUCGCGCUGGUUCUCAGAUACGCGCAAAUGACUGAAAACAGCGGAGCGGGCGACUGGAGCUGAGCGCUGGCUUGGUGGACGUCGUCCCAGCGGUGAAUUGAUACGUUUUUGUUGUUGUUGCUUUUGUCUCCGGACGUAGUCGGAAUGGCAGCGAGCACAGAGACCCCGGAACCCUGGUACCUGGCCCUGCUGGGCUUCGCAGAACAUUUCCGCACGUCGAGUCCGCCGAAGAUCCGUCUCUGCGUCCACUGUCUGCAGGCUGUGUUUCAGUUCAAGCCGCCUCCGAGGGUCGAGGCCCGGACUCACCUCCAGCUGGGCUCGGUGCUGUACCGACACACAAAGAACAGCGAGCUGGCCCAGACUCACCUGGAGAAAGCGUGGUUUAUAUCACAGCAAAUCUCUCAAUUUGAAGAUGUCAAGUUUGAAGCUGCAAGUAUUCUGUCAGAGUUCUACUGUCAACAGAACUUGGUGGACUCUGCAAAACCAGUGCUGCGGAAGGCCAUCCAGAUUUCUCAGCAAACUCCCUAUUGGCACUGUAGACUGCUCUUCCAGCUGGCACAACUACACACUCUAGAGAAAGAUUUAGUGUCUGCCUGUGACCUCUUAGGAGUGGGUGCAGAGUAUGCAAGAGUCAUGGGAUCAGAAUACACAAGAUCUCUGUUCUUAUUAAGUAAAGGAAUGCUGCUGCUGAUGGAGAGGAAGCUGAGCGAGGUGCACCCACUACUGACGCUGUGUGGGACCAUUGUUGAAAACUGGCAGGGAAACCCCAUUCAGAAGGAGUCUCUGAGAGUUUUCUUCCUGGUGCUGCAGGUUACACACUACCUGGAUGCUGGACAGGUAAAGAGUGUGAAGCCAUGUCUGAAGCAGCUUCAACAGUGUAUCCAGACCAUCUCCACCCUCCACGAUGAUGAGAUCCUUCCCACUAAUCCAGCAGCUCUCUUCCACUGGCUCCCCAAAGAGCAUAUGUGUGUGCUAGUGUACUUGGUGACAGUGAUGCACUCCAUGCAGGCGGGCUACUUGGAGAAGGCACAGAAGUACACAGACAAAGCUCUCAUGCAGCUGGAGAAGCUGAAGAUGCUGGACAACAGUCCCAUCCUGUCCACGUUCCAAGUCAUCCUGCUGGAGCAUAUCAUCAUGUGCCGGCUGGUUACUGGACACAAGGCCACAGCCUUACAAGAAAUUUCUCAGGUUUGUCAGCUCUGCCAGCAGUCACCCAGGUUGUUUACAAAUCAUGCUGCCCAGCUGCAUACAUUGUUGGGCCUCUACUGUAUCUCGGUGAACUGCAUGGAUAACGCUGAGGCACAGUUCACUGCUGCACUACAGAUGACAACACACCAGGAGCUGUGGACAUUUAUUGUGACAAACUUGGCCAGCGUUUACAUCCGCGAAGGGAACAGACAUCAAGAGCUGUACAGCCUCUUGGAGAGGAUUAACCCUGAUCACAACUUUCCUGUCAGCUCUCAUUGUCUACGAGCUGCAGCGUUUUACAUCAGAGGGCUCCUGUCUUUCUUCCAGGGACGUUACAACGAGGCCAAAAGAUUUCUAAGGGAGACUUUGAAGAUGUCUAAUGCCGAGGAUCUAAAUAGGCUGACGGCCUGCUCACUGGUCCUACUGGGUCACAUCUUCUUUGUUCUAGGCAACCACAGGGAAAGUAACAAUAUGGUGGUUCCUGCCAUGCAGCUGGCCAGCAAGAUCCCUGACAUGUCUGUGCAGCUCUGGUCCUCUGCUCUUCUCAAAGCAGAUCUGAACAAGGCCUGUGGAAACACCAUGGACGCCCACGAGGCCGCCCAGAUGCAUCAGAACUUUUCCCAGCAGCUCCUGCAGGACCACAUCGCAGCCUGCAGCCUUCCCGAACACAACCUCAUCAGUUGGACAGACGGCCUCCCCCCCGUGCAGUUUCAGCCUCAGAAUGGACCUACAACCAGCCUGGCCGGCCUGCUCUGAGAACAAGACUGACAGGGAAAAUGAGACACAGGAGCUGUUGCAAGAAGAGAGGAAAGACAGGAGCAGCUGAUAAAAUUGUGAGGAGAAAUCGAGGGUAACGAAGUUAGAAAGAGAAGGCACACUGCACUGUGUCAUUUGGCAGACUUCCAUUUGGUGCAUUCCUUCACUUAUUUGGGGCACUGGGGCAUCAGGGCUGGAUUUUAGGUAACAUAUUUUCUGCCACCUAAACAUAAUGAAAAAGUUAAAUGAGAAAAUUGCUCAAGUGUCAGAUCUAUAUGGCAAAUCUGUUCCCUCCGGGGUUUAGCUAACUUAGUUUGGCACAAAGGCUGGAAACAGCCAGUGUGGCUCUGUGCAGAAGUAACAAAAUCCACCCAAUAGCAGCUGUGAAGUCACUAAUUUACAAGCUCUAUUUACAGUAAAACCUAAGUAUUUGUUUUGUUCCCAAAUGCUUAGCUUUUCCUGUUAAACAAGCGGUCUGUACCAUUCAUUUAGCUCAUCUCUUAACUUCUUCUUGCAAGACCAUCAGGGAAGUAUUUUAGCUAUGGGGACUGCAAAAGUAACAUUUUCAUUAAAAAAAACUUUUUUCUUUAAGGUCAAAUUACUGUUAAAUUUUAACCACCCACUGGCCAGUCAGACACAGACAAAUUGGAUUCAGUCUGUUGUUGUGCAUGGACUUAAUAUCUGCCUUUUCAAAGCACCGGAUGGCCAGUUCUGAUACAGUAUUAGUGAAGAUACACAGUAUAUGUAUUGUACUAAAUAGCUGUAGUGAUCCUGUUGUAGUGUAGUGGUUUGUUGAUAUGUACUUGGUUGACUCAAAAAGACAAACGUGUCUUGUUGAGCUGAAGACAAUUCAGAAUUCGAGUUAUGAGACCUUGAAUAGAGCUGACCAUAGAAACACUGACUUGCUUGACACCCAAUAGUUUUUAACAUGUUUUGAGACCGUGAUGCAUAAAAAAAACAGUAUUUUUUGACACGACGGCUCAGUCAACUUGCUGCCUGACUGUUCUUCCCUUUAGAUUUUUGCCUUUUCACUCUCAACGUGUAUGUUUGUAUGCUGUGCACAUUUUGUUCACGGUCAAGAAAUUAGUAACAAUAAUAUUUCUACUGAAUAAGAUUGACUCUUGCCUCUCUGUAUAUAUGUUGUUUCACGAUGAAACUCACAUUUUUACCUUUUCCAUGGAAGCAUUUUUAAAUAGUAUUUUUUUCACUAAGUUCCUGUUUUACUCGUUUCUUCCAGACGAUGGCGGUAUGAAUCUGUAUUUAAAUAACUUAUUUAUUUAAUGAUGCUGAUUUUCUUUGCCAGUAUGGUUGGUUACAGUUUUGAUAUAUUAUCAAACACCUGGUAGGACUAUAAUUUAAUCAUGCUAAUGUAGGAAAUGUACAAUUUUAGUUUUAUAUAGUUACCACAGUUAUACAGAUUUCUGCAAUGAUAGUUUAUUACCAAACAAACUACUGAGUUUGGUCAUCUGCAUCUUGAUUACUGCAAUAAAACAGAAUGCCAUUUAUUUUAUUGGCAUUUUACAGCAUGUUAUAAAAGGAAAUGUUUGAUUUGUGUUUUCCCCAUUCUCAUUUUAGCUGCUUAACUUUGACACUUGUAUAACUUUUUUAUAAAUAAGAAUUCAAAAGUUCAAUGACUUGAUUUUUUUUAAAAAUUUUUUUUAUUGGAUAAUUCUGUGAAGCUUGAUUUACUGCAGCACAUGAAACAUGACAACAUGGGAAUUGGUUAUGAAUAUGGAAAAAUGUAGAUGCUUUGUGUACUCCUGCACUUGUAUAUAACUGCACAUAAAAUAAAUAAACACAGCCCAACACUGAUAACUGACAGUGCGUUUAGCACAAAUUACAGAUAAUGAAAGAAGUAAAGUGGGUGGAGUAGAUAACGGUGAUUGCGUUUUUAAUGUGCAGUAAAGUCAAAGUGCUACAUUGUACAAACACAUACAGUGCACUCUGCGUCACAGCUAACCAUUAUGCAAACCAUGCUGUCAUGUUUUAAUUUGAAGGACUUUGUUUUCCAGUUGAUCAGUGUAUCCAAUGGUUUCCAUUAGUUUCUGUACAUUAGAGGAAUUUGUAAGAAGACUCUUAAGUUCUUACUGUGAAGUGAUUGCUCCAUUACUUUAUGUCAGGGUUACUUUAUGUUAUGAUAAUGGAAAGUAUAGACAUCAACUGCACUCCCGCUGCAUGCUUGGCAAACAGAAAUGUAUGGAAAUUCCUACAACAGUAGUAAAAACACAUUCAAUUGUUUUCAACUUCAUAGCAUUCAUUUGAAAAUGCUGCUUGAAAAUGUGUGCAUGUGUGUAGUCAGAGAGCUUAAAGUUGCAAAGAAUACUCCUUUAAGGCCACACAUGGUAGAUUUAUUCUGAAAAUUUGAGAGCAAUUUUCAAUCACAAGAGCUGAGAUGUUAACACUAGCCUAAAAAAUGUUUUAACUGGUUAAAAUAGUGAUGUUCAAGUUUAGGCCUGCUGGUGAAAUCAGGCCCACAACAUGAAGCCAGCUGGCCCACCGACCAAUGUCUAGUUCACAAUGAAAUUAAACUGAUUGAAACUGGA